AUGUGGGGCGCCAGGGCCCAGCAAUCGGGCCUGGGUGGGUAUGGGGCCGGCCUGCUGGCUGCUCUGCUUGGCCUGAGCUUCCUGUCCCAGCAUGCCCAGGCCGCAGAACCCACCAGUGUCAUCAGCGCUGAGAAUAACACAAACACCAAGACCAUGAAGUCCAAUCCAUCCCUGUCAGAAGUAUGUGGCAAGACCAAAUUCCAAGGGAAGAUCUUUGGCGGUCAUAUUGCAAAGGCUGAGCGGUGGCCAUGGCAGGCCAGUCUGCGCUUAUAUGGCAGGCACAUCUGUGGAGCAGCUCUCAUCGACAAAAACUGGGUAGCCAGCGCUGCCCACUGCUUCCAAAGGUCUCGAAACCCAAGUGACUACAAGAUCAGGCUAGGGUACACCGAUUUGGACAAUCCCACCAGGUACAGCAAGGAGAUGUCAGUGAAGAAGGUUAUUGUUCAUGAGAACUACGACAAAUUCCACCGCCAAGGAAGUGACAUUGUCCUGUUGCAGCUGCAUUCCUCUGUGGAGUACAGCUCCCACAUCCUCCCAGCCUGUGUCCCUGAGGAAAACAUUAAAAUCCCCAAAGAGAAGCGCUGCUGGACAAGUGGCUGGGGGCAUCUCAGAGAGGAUGUGCGACUUCCUUUGCCUAAUCAGCUGUAUGAAGCCGAGCUCAUCAUCAUGAACAAUGACCAGUGUAAAGGAUUUUUCCCGUCACCAUCUCCAGGAUCCAAUAGAGAUUACUACAUAUACGAUGACAUGGUGUGUGCUGCUGACUAUAACAUGUCAAAAUCCAUCUGCGCAGGAGAUUCUGGAGGCCCCUUCGUCUGUUUACUAGAAGGCUCCUGGUACCUGAUAGGACUGACCAGCUGGAGCGCGUCAUGUGAGGAACCACUCGCCACCCCCAGUGUCUUCGCCAGGGUCUCCUACUUUAACAAGUGGAUUCAAGAUAACAAGAAAGUAUCAUCCAACUCAAGCCCAGGGGGGUCCUAUCGGCCCCCUCACUAUACUAGACCCCCUCACGGUCAGAAAACCCCGGAAAAUCCAAAAACCCCUGGGAUUAAAAUUCCCGAGGACAAUAACAAUUCUGUUAUCAAGCUGACAGUCUGCAUAGCCCUGCUGCUCUCCCAGGUCCUCCUGCAACAGUUGAUUUAG
This is a messenger RNA of Arvicanthis niloticus (Nile rat), 1140 nucleotides long. Its product is annotated as serine protease 40-like. Gene Ontology annotation, biological process: proteolysis. NCBI's taxonomy places the organism in Eukaryota, Metazoa, Chordata, Mammalia, Rodentia, Muridae. Gene Ontology annotation, molecular function: serine-type endopeptidase activity. The record is from RefSeq and is a predicted model, not a curated record.